GUAAAUGGUUAUAAAUUAAUUUACAAUUUGUAAAUUUUCAGUCUUUAUUAAUUUAUAUUUAUAUAAAUUAGAUUGUUUGAGUUUAUUGGUCAAGAAUUACUUUUUUAACACUAUAAAAUUAUUCAUAAUUUGGUUUGCAUAAAACCGCCUUUACAUACAGACUGAUCAUCUUAAUUUGAUUUAAUUUAUAAAAAUCUUUAAAAAGAUUUAUUAUAAACCAAUAAAUAAAUAAUUAUAGUUAAUAAGAUACUGAUAAAGAUUGAUAAAAAUGACGGAACCAAAUCCCAUGAGAGAUAUCAGAAUUAAUAAACUCGUCCUAAACAUUGGUGUUGGAGAGUCUGGUGAUAGAUUAACCCGUGCAGGAAAAGUCUUGGAACAACUGACAGACCAGAAACCUGUCUUCUCCAAGUGUAGAUUUACAAUCCGUUCACUUGGUGUCAGAAGAAAUGAAAAAAUCGCCUGCCAUGUUACCGUAAGAGGUCAAAAGGCCCUUGACAUACUUGAACGUGGACUUAAGGUUAAGGAAUACGAACUGAAGAAAAAGAACUUCUCUGACACCGGCAAUUUCGGAUUUGGAAUUCAAGAACACAUUGAUCUUGGACUUAAAUAUGAUCCAUCUACCGGAAUUUAUGGAAUGGACUUCUACGUUCAACUUGUAAGGCCAGGUUACAGAGUAUGCAAAAGGAGAAAGUGUAAAACAAGGGUUGGAAAAUCACACAAAGUAACCAAGGAAGAAGCCAUGAAAUGGUUCCAAGAUAAAUUCGAUGGACUCAUAUUCAAUUAAUAUGUUACAUACCCCG
Messenger RNA from Theileria parva strain Muguga, 800 nucleotides. RefSeq names its product 60S ribosomal protein L11-1 (gene RPL11A). NCBI's taxonomy places the organism in Eukaryota, Apicomplexa, Aconoidasida, Piroplasmida, Theileriidae. The record is from RefSeq and is a predicted model, not a curated record. Gene Ontology annotation, biological process: translation. Gene Ontology annotation, cellular component: ribosome; cytosolic large ribosomal subunit. Gene Ontology annotation, molecular function: RNA binding; structural constituent of ribosome. Bases 269 to 784 code for a protein of 171 amino acids. The transcript has 3 exons.